GACUCACGUUUCAGCGAUCAGGUGGAUCAACUGACCGGCUUCCAUACUCGCUGUAUUCUCUGCAUGCCCAUCAAGAAUGGUGAAGGUGAGGUGCUGGCUGUGGCCCAGGUGGUUAACAAGUUGCCUCCCGGAUCUUCGCUUCCUUCCGCCGCCGACGGAAAGGCGGUGGCGGCGGCUUCCGGGCUCUCCAGCUCCACUUCUUCUGAGUUGAAGGAGGAAGAGGAGGAGGGAAAGGGGGAGCAGCAACAGGCAUCGGCCGAUUAUCCCGUGUUCACAGACCAUGAUGUGAGCGUGUUCAAGGCCUACACGGCUUUCUGCGGCAUCGGUCUGCAUCACGCUCAGAUCCUGUGGAAAAGUCAGCUGGAAACGAAGCGAAGUCAGGUGAGCCCGUGA
Dibothriocephalus latus is the source of this 393-nucleotide messenger RNA. NCBI's taxonomy places the organism in Eukaryota, Metazoa, Platyhelminthes, Cestoda, Diphyllobothriidea, Diphyllobothriidae. The record is from the annotation of a GenBank genome assembly.